Messenger RNA from Nicotiana tabacum (common tobacco), 1623 nucleotides. Its product is annotated as protein EIN4. Gene Ontology annotation, biological process: response to ethylene; phosphorelay signal transduction system. Lineage: Eukaryota; Viridiplantae; Streptophyta; Magnoliopsida; Solanales; Solanaceae. The record is from RefSeq and is a predicted model, not a curated record. Gene Ontology annotation, molecular function: protein binding; phosphorelay sensor kinase activity; ethylene receptor activity. Gene Ontology annotation, cellular component: endoplasmic reticulum; endoplasmic reticulum membrane.
GCUUCGUGCUUCGGAUUUCAAAGGGGGAACGCCGGUGUUGGUUGACACUCGUUACGCCAUUUUAGUUUUGGUUCUUCCAAGUGGGGAUUUUGAUUGGAGCCGUAAUGAGAUGGAGAUAGUGGAAGUAGUCGCUGAUCAGGUGGCUGUGGCUCUAUCUCACGCCACGGUUCUUGAAGAGUCUCAAUUAAUGAGGGAGAAACUAGAAAUUAGGAAUGGUUUGCUGCAGCAGGCUAAGGAGAAUGCUGUGAAGGCAACGCAGGCGAGGAAUUCAUUUCAGAAGGUAAUGAACAAUGGGAUGAGACGGCCAAUGCACUCAGUUUUGGGUUUGCUUUCCAUACUUCAAGACGAGAACUUUACAAGCUGUAACCAGAGGAUUAUUAUUGACACAAUGGUGAGAACAAGCACCGUUCUGUCCACUUUAAUAAAUGAUGCAAUGGAUAUAUCCGACAAAGAUGAAGGAAGAAUCUCAGUAGAAAUGAUGCCGUUUCAGCUGCAUUCACUGAUCAAAGAGGCUUCUUGUCUUGUUAAAUGCCUGUGUAUUUAUAAGGGCUUUGGCUUUUCUACGGAUUUUCCCAAUUCUUUGCCUAAUCUGGUGAUGGGUGAUGAAAAGAGAACGUUUCAGGUGUUACUUCAUAUGGUGGGGCAUCUGUUAAAUAUCAACUUUGGAAGUGGCUCCGUUGUAUUCAGGGUUGGAACUGAGGGUGGGAGUGAUAAGCUUUGGGGAGCAAGAAGACAUAGCAUAGUUGAUGAAUACAUUACCGUAAAAUUUGAAACUAAAGUUAGUCUUGAAAGUUCUCAAAGAGAGAGCUCAAUCUCAAGUAUUCACUUUGGUGGAAGGAGGUAUAACAGCAAAGAGUUAAAGGAGGGCUUGAGUUUCCGCAUAUGUAAAAAACUUGUUCAGAUGAUGCAGGGAAACGUAUAUAUGUCCUCAAAUUCUGAGGGCCAUGCUCAAGGGAUGACUCUUAUUCUCAGAUUUCUAAAACAGUCAUCAUUUAGAAAACAAAUGUUUGAUCUUGGAAAUCCUUUGGAGCGAGUGGUUUCCAGCGCAAUGUUCAAAGGCCUCCAAGUUCUACUUGCUGAUUACGACGACGUAAAUAGAAUGGUAACCAAAAAGCUGCUCGAAAAACUAGGUUGCCAAGUAAUUGCUGUGUCAACUGGUUUUCAGUGCCUAAGUGCAAUGGGCCAUUCAACAACUUCUAUCCAAGUUGUCAUUUUAGAUCUUCACAUGCCGGAAAUGGAUGGAUUUGAAGUGGCUAUGAGGGUACGCAAGUUCCACAGCCAUGGUUGGCCGUUGAUCAUAGCCUUAUCUGCUACUUCAGAGGAACAAGUUCGGGACCGAUGCCUACAGGUUGGGGUCAAUGGUCUCAUAAGAAAACCUGUUCUCUUGCAAGGAAUGGCCGAGGAACUUCAGAGAGUCCUACAAAGGGCUGGUGAAGGCUUUUGAGGUAAUACUAAUAGUGAUAACAAACUUGGAGUUGUCAAACUAUCACGAUCCACUAAGUGGCUGAGCCAAGAAUUAUAACUAGGAGAUAUAAUGCAAGAAUGUCACAGCAAGGAUUGAACUGAACAGUAUAUAGGAUUCAAAAAAUAUAAAUAUAUACAGAAAAAAAUGUUUUUCCCCUA